Molecule: messenger RNA, 1335 nt
Organism: Lodderomyces pseudojiufengensis
Lineage: Eukaryota; Fungi; Ascomycota; Pichiomycetes; Serinales; Debaryomycetaceae
Exons: 1
Coding region: 1-1335 (444 amino acids)
Source: RefSeq, a predicted model, not a curated record
AUGAUGCUAAGAAAGAGAAAAGAAAAAAAGAUCUUGCACGAAAGCAUAGUUGGAGUACAAGAUUUCAGCGCAAUUCCAGCAACAAAUUUUGGUUUUAUUUCAGCUUACAAUCAUGGUUUAGAUUCUGGUAAAGAAAUAUAUUCUACAUAUGACGUAUUCAGAGCUCAUUUUCAUAAAAUUAUUUUGAAUUAUAUUAUAUUUUAUUAUUUUGUUUUAUUUUGGUUACAUCAAUUUGUUGUAAAUUCUGUGGAGUUAUUGAGAAUUUUUAAUUUCGACUUUAAUUAUAGAGUUCAUGAUUACAAAAGGGAACCAGAACAACGUUUUUUUCAAAGUUUCAUUACACAAAUUGUUUACUACUGGGAAUUGGUUUGGUCCAUUCCAACUUUGUUGUGGAAAAUUUAUUACCCCAGAUCAGGUACUCCAUCUGGUUUAAAAAAUUGCAUGCUACACAUACCUCAGACUAACACUCCAAAGUCAAUAGGUUUGAUUUUACACUCAGAUUAUGUUAUGAUUGCUCCUCCUCCUGAAUUACCUAAACCAUUUUUAGAUUCAGAUAGGAAUAUUAAAAUUCCAGAUAAAAAAAAAGUUCAAUAUUCUUUAGCUAUAAGAAAUGAAUAUUUCACACAAGUUAGGUCUCAUGAUGAUGCUGAAAGAACUAGAUUAUUAAGAGAAAUUGGAAAAUUUAUCACAUGGUGUUGUUUGGUUCCUUCUAUUUUAAAUAUUACAAUUUAUGAAAAGACUGCAAAAUGUUGGCAAACUGGAGAAACUAGUUUUUUAGAUACUAUUAAAAAUGCAAUUUUAGUUGAAUUGGUAUCAAUUAAAAAUACUUUUGAUGCUCAAGAAUUGAAAAAAUUUAAAGAAACACUACCUAAAAUUGUUUUAGUUAAUACAAUCACUAAAAUGAAAUAUGUUGUUUAUGAAGAAGAUUAUGUUCCCAAUCAGCCUAAUAAUGAAGUUACUGUGGCAGACAUUAUAAGUGGCUAUGAAAAUCAAAGAACCUUGUUCGUUAAUUUGUGUGAUAUUAGACUCAGAGAUGUUAAAUUUAACAUUAUAUCAAAUAAAGCAGAUUUGAAACCUGAAGAUGAAAUUUUUGGAACAGAAUUUCCAUCUACUCCUGAUUUGCUUAUUGGUGCAAAUCAUGAUCGUGGUAUGAAAAAUCAAUUAGAAGGAUUUGCUUGUAUUGACGAAGAAUACAAACAUCAAAAUUCAUCAACUAUUGUUUAUUUUUCACAUAUAAAAUUUGGAUUCAAUUUUUUUUCAAGAAGCUUAUAUCAUUAUGCUUUAGAAUACCCUUUCAACUUACCAGCUGAUGAAACAACUCAAGUCACUGGCUAA